Caenorhabditis elegans is the source of this 192-nucleotide messenger RNA. It is a transcript of the gene F34H10.1, whose product is annotated as putative ribosomal protein F34H10.1. Lineage: Eukaryota; Metazoa; Nematoda; Chromadorea; Rhabditida; Rhabditidae. The coding region runs from base 1 to 192 and encodes 63 amino acids. The record is from RefSeq and is marked reviewed. The transcript has 3 exons.
AUGGAGAAUUCAUGCCGCCAGCCACGAACAACUCAAGAGAAGAAAAAGAGGAAGAAACUACAGAUGUUUGUUCGGCUAAUGCCGAAAAAUCAACGAAAAUCCUCAAUUGUGCAGAAACUCAUUUCACCCUUCAAAGACGGCUUCACUUGUAAAGAGGAGAAGCAAAGACUCUGCUUUGCCGUUGUCAGCUAG